CAGAUGCAGCUGCUUCACGGUCUCCACUCCUGAAUCUCGCUCGUUUGAUGUCGGGGCAAACAUGUCUGUCUCGGGAGGCGGUACGAGAGGGUUUUACUUCAACACAGUCCUGUCUCUGGGUCGCUCUUUAGCCGCCCACCGUCCGGCGCCGGUCGAAAAGGUCCAGAAGCUGCAAUGCAUGUGUCCAGUGGAAUCCCGCGGUGUGUUCACCCUGGAUGUGCGUCGCAGAGAUGCCGUGAUUGCGUUGGCUGUGUUUCUGGUGGAAUCUGGUUUACAGCACAAAGACACACUUGUUCCCUACUUGCUGAGCCUAUUGAGGGGACUGCCACGGGUCCAAUGGAUCGAAGAGAGCUCGGGAAAGAAAGGAAAGGAAUUUCUCCCGGUUGCGGAGAACUUCAGCUACUGUCUCGUGACCCUUUUGUCAGACGUGGCUCAGAGGGACCCAGACUCCCGACAAGAGAUCAUCAACACUAUAAUGGAGGUCAUGCAGGCCCUGCAGGACAUGUGUCAAGCACCUGAUAAUCAUGAUAAAGUCUACUUGUGCAGGUACGUGGUCCCCGGGCUGCUCGGCAUGACUCGAGCGUUUGGUCGCUACAGCUACACGGACGAAGCGCUGCUGUCCAAGCUGUUCCCCAAAGACGUGCCGCAGGUCCGCUGCGUCACCGAGGAAACCGAGGGCGUGCGGCGCAGGUCCUUCAACGAAUUUCGCUCCAUCAUGCCGUCUUCGCUGCUCACGGUGUGCCGGAGCGACAGCCUGCGCAGAAGCACCGGGACCAACCUGGAUGCCUCUGCACCGGUCUUUUCAGAUGCAGGGAGCCACUCACCCUGCUCUCCGACAGCCGCCGGACCACAUUUCUUUGAAGGCUCCUACCUCCCAGACACCAGCACACUAGAUCCCGACUACUAUUUCUCAACAGUCAGCUCCAGUUUCUCGGUGUCCCCUCUCUUCAUGGGAGCUGAAAACGAGGUGGAGGUGCCCGUCGACCUGCUCCGACAGCUCCUCGCCAUGGUGAAGAAGUUUGUCUCCGACUCGUUUCUGAAAGAUCUUGACGACUCCAUGGCGGAGGUCAGAGAGUCUAAUCCUGGAAUCAACCUCUUCUACAAAACCUUCAGUGACACUCUCUAUGUGUGCGUGUUCAAAAUGCUGCGGGACACACUGUACUACAUGAAAGCCUUGCAGCCAGCAUUCGUGCGGCAGGUUCAUGACUUUGUGCUGGAGCAGUUCAGCAGCAGCCAGUCGGAGAUGCAGCGGGUGCUUCAUGACACGGGGGGGCUGCCGGUGGAACAGAGCCCCCUCAAGCUGCGUUGCCAAGCCAACGCCGCCUGCGUGGACCUCAUGGUGUGGGCCGUCAAAGACGAGCAAGGAGCCGAGAAUUUGUGCACCAAACUGUCGGAGAAGCUUCAGUCCAAGACCUCCAGUAAAGUCAUCAUCGCUCACAUGCCGCUGCUCAUCUGUUGCCUCCAGGGUCUGGGUCGUCUGUGCGAGAGGUUUCCGGUCGUCGCUCACUCCGCCUCGACCUCUCUCAAGGAUUUCCUGGUGGUUCCUUCCCCUGUCCUUAUAAAGCUCUACAAGUAUCACAGCCAGUACACCACAGCCACAGGAGAAAUCAGGAUCAACGUGACCAAUGAGCACUCUCAGUCCACCUUCAACCUGCUGUCGAACAGGAAAGACCAGCCGUCCAUGUACGAGCAGCUCCGAGACAUUUCCAUCGACAACAUAUGCAGAUGUCUGAAAGCUGGUCUGACAAUGGACAAUGAGAUAGUGGCAGCCUUUCUGGCCAGUCUGUCCAACCGGCUGUACAUUUCACAGGAAAAUGACAAGGACGCCCAUUUGAUCCCAGACCACACCAUUCGAGCACUGGGCCACAUCGCAGUGGCCCUCAGAGACACUCCUAAAGUCAUGGAGCACAUCCUACAAAUCCUCCAGCAGAAGUUCUGUCAGCCGCCGUCACCGCUGGACGUGCUCAUCAUCGACCAGCUGGGCUGCAUGGUCAUCACUGGCAACCAAUACAUCUACCAGGAGGGCUGGAACCUGUUCCAGCAGAUCAGCGUGAAGGCCAGCUCGGUGGUCUACUCGUCUACCAAAGACUACAGAGACCACGGCUACAGGCACUGCUCUCUGGCAGUGAUAAACGCUCUGGCCAACAUUGCGGCCAACCUCCAGGGGGAGCAACUCGUGGAUGAACUGAUGGUGAAUUUGUUGGAGUUGUUUGUCCAGCUGGGCCUGGAGGGAAAGAGAGCCAGCGAGAGGGCCUCAGACAAAGGACCCGCGAUGAAGGCGUCAAGUAGCGCUGGGAACCUGGGAGUCCUCAUUCCGGUGAUUGCUGUGUUGACCAGACGGCUUCCGCCCAUCAAGGAGGCCAAGCCCCGUCUCCAGAAGCUGUUCAGGGACUUCUGGUUGUACUCGGUGGUCAUGGGGUUCGCUGUGGAAGGAUCAGGACUUUGGCCAGAGGAGUGGUAUGAAGGCGUGUGCGAGAUUGCCACCACGUCUCCUCUGCUCACGUUCCCCAGCGGAGAACCUCUUCGCUCCGAGCUGCAGUACAACUCUGCCCUGAAGAACGACACCGUCACUCCGGCCGAGUUGAGCGAUCUGAGAGCCACCAUCAGUAAUCUCCUGGACCCGCCUCCUGAAGGAUCUGCCCUCAUCAACAAGCUCGACUUCGCCAUGUCCACCUACCUGCUCUCCGUCUACAGGCUGGAAUACAUGAGGAUGCUGCGGUCCAACGACCCCGACAGGUUCCAGGUCAUGUUUCGAUAUUUGGAAGACAAAGCCAUCCAGAAAGACAAAUCCGGCAUGAUGCAGUGCAUCAUUUGUGUCGGUGACAAGGUGUUCGACGUCUUCCUCCAGAUGAUGGCUGAGAAGCCGAAGACCAAAGGGCACGAGGAGGAAUUGGAGCGACAUGCCCAAUUCUUAUUGAUCAACUUUAACCACACCCACAAGAGGAUCCGCAGAGUGGCGGACAAGUACCUUUCGGGUUUGGCGGAGACAUUCCCCCAUCUGCUGUGGAGCGGCCGCGUGUUGAAGACCAUGUUGGACAUUUUGCAGACGCUCUCGCUGUCUCUAAGCGCUGACAUCCACAAGGAUCAGCCGUACUACGACAUUCCAGACACGCCCUACAGGAUCACUGUUCCUGACACAUACGAGGCCCGAGAGAGCAUAGUAAAGGACUUUGCCGCUCGCUGUGGUGAGAUCCUGAAAGAGGCGAUGAAAUGGGCCCCUUCAGUCACAAAGUCCCACUUACAGGAAUACCUGAACAAGCAUCAGAACUGGGUCUCAGGCUUGUCCCAGCACACGGGCCUGGCCAUGGCCACCGAGAGCAUCCUGCACUUCGCCGGCUACAACCGACAGAGCACUACACUCGGCACCACCCAGCUGAUGGAGAGGCCGGCCUGCGUGAAGAAGGACUACUCCAACUUCAUGGCGUCGCUCAACCUGCGCAACCGCUACACCGGAGAGGUGGCGGGUAUGAUCCAGUUCUCGGAGGUGACUCACAGCCACUUGGACCUCAACAAGCUGAUUAUCCUUCAGAUGACCAGUGCGCUGGACAGAAAGGACCCAGAGGUCUUCACCCAGGCCAUGUUCAAGAUGGCCGCCCUGCUUAUAACUACCAAAAACUGCAACCCUCAGCUCCUGCACCACCUGUGCUGGUCUCCUCUGAAGAUGUUUACAGAACACGGCAUGGAGACGGCCAUCGCCUGCUGGGAAUGGCUGCUGGCCGCACACAACGGGGUGGAAGUGCCCUUCAUGCGUGAGAUGGCAGGAGCAUGGCAGAUGACGGUGGAGCUGAAGAUGGGCGUGUUUUCGGAGGCCACGGUGGAGGCCGGCCCUCUGGCCGUGUCGGAGGAGAGCCAACCGGCACCGUGCGCGCCUGACAUCGUCCCCCACUUCCUGUGGAUAGAGUUUCUGGUGCAGCGGUUUGAGAUCGCCAAGUACAGCAGCGCGGACCAGGUGGAGAUCUUCACGGCCCUCCUGCAGCGGUCCCUGUCGCUGAACGUCGGAGGGCCCAAAAGCAGCAUGAACAGACACGUCGCUGCCAUCGGGCCAAGAUUCCGACUGCUGACUCUGGGUCUGACGCUGCUGCAUGCCGACGUCGUGACGAAUUCCACCAUCAGAAAUGUUCUUCGAGAGAAGAUCUAUUCCACCGCUUUCGACUACUUCAGCACCACUCCCAAAUUUCCCACUCAGACGGAUAAGCGGCUGAGGGAAGACAUCAGCAUCAUGAUCAAGUUCUACGCCAGUCUGCAGUCUGACAAGAAGUAUCUCGGAGCCAACCAGCUGGUUCCCCAAGAUCCCCAAGACAUGUCCGUGAACAGCCUGUCCGUCAUAGGAGGGACUGACAGCAGGAACAGUCUUGAUGCGGCGAUAAGCCAGCGGCAGCAGGUGACUCAGGGCUGGAUCAACACCUACCCCCUGUCCUCCGGGAUGUCCACCAUAUCCAAGAAAUCAGGACUGUCUAAAAAAAGCAACAAAGGUUCUCAGCUGCACAAGUACUACAUGAAACGUCGAACUCUUUUACUCGCUUUGCUGGCCAGCGAGAUUGAGCGGCUGACGAUCUGGUACAACCCGCUGUCCAGUCAGGAGCUCGUCAUCGCCACGGAGCAGUCGGUGGAGACCAGCAUCGCCAACUGGAGGUCCAAAUACAUCAGUCUGACGGAGAAACAGUGGAAGGACAACAUCAACCUGGCCUGGAGCAUCGCGCCGUACCUCGCCCUGCAGCUGCCUGCCAGAUUCAAAAACACUGAGGCGAUCGUCUCCGAGGUGACCCGUCUGGUGCGAAUGGAUCCGGCCGCUGUGUGCGACGUUCCGGAAGCAGUCAAGUUCCUGGUGACGUGGCACACCAUCGAUGCCGACUCUCCGGAGCUGAGUCACAUCCUGUGCUGGGCCCCGGCAGACCCCCCGACCGGCCUGUCCUACUUCUCCUCCAUGUACCCUCCUCACCCUCUCACGGCGCAGUACGGGGUCAAAGUGCUCCGCUCCUUUCCUCCCGAUGCCAUUUUGUUUUACAUACCUCAGAUUGUCCAAGCGCUUCGCUACGACAAGAUGGGCUACGUGAGGGAGUACAUCCUGUGGGCCGCUCAGAAGUCCCAGCUUCUGGCCCACCAGUUCAUCUGGAACAUGAAGACCAACGUAUACCUGGACGAGGAAGCAAACCAGAAAGACCCCGACAUCGGGGAGCUGCUGGAGGAGAUGGUGGAGGAGAUCACCGGCUCGCUGUCCGGCCCGGCUCAGGGCUUCUACCAGAGAGAGUUCGACUUCUUCAACAAGAUCACCAACGUGUCGGCCAUCAUCAAACCGUUUCCCAAGGGGGAGGAGAGGAAGAGGGCCUGCCUGGAAGCCAUGUCCCAGAUCAAAGUCCAGCCCGGCUGUUAUCUUCCCAGUAACCCAGAGGCCGUGGUCUUGGAUAUAGACUACACGUCUGGGACCCCCAUGCAGAGUGCGGCCAAGGCUCCGUACCUGGCCAAGUUCAAAGUGAGGCGGUGUGGAGUCAACGAGCUGGAGAAAGAAGGUCUGAAGUGUCGCUCGGAUUCCGUCCAAGAUGAGGGGACUAGUGAGGAGGAGGCGAAGAGAAUCUGCUGGCAGGCGGCCAUCUUCAAAGUGGGAGACGACUGCCGACAGGACAUGCUGGCUCUUCAGAUCAUCGGCCUGUUCAAGAACAUCUUCCAGCUGGUGGGCCUGGACCUCUACGUGUUCCCCUACAGGGUGGUGGCCACGGCCCCCGGAUGCGGGGUGAUCGAGUGCAUCCCGGACUGCAAGUCCCGGGACCAGCUGGGCCGACAGACGGACUUCGGCAUGUACGACUAUUUCCGGAACCAGUACGGCGAUGAAUCCACGCUGGCGUUCCAGAAGGCGCGGUACAACUUCAUCCGCAGCAUGGCGGCGUACAGCUUGCUGCUCUUCCUGCUGCAGAUUAAGGACCGACACAACGGCAACAUCAUGCUGGACAGCCAGGGCCACCUGAUCCACAUCGACUUCGGCUUCAUCUUCGAGAGCUCUCCCGGUGGGAACCUCGGCUGGGAGCCCGACAUCAAGCUGACGGACGAGAUGGUGAUGAUCAUGGGCGGCAAGAUGGAGGCGACGCCCUUCAAGUGGUUCAUGGAGAUGUGCGUGAGGGGGUACCUGGCCGUCAGGCCCUACAUGGACGGCGUGGUCUCCUUGGUGACGCUCAUGCUGGACACCGGCCUCCCCUGCUUCAGAGGCCAGACCAUCAAGCUGCUCAAGCAGCGGUUCAACCCCGGCUUGAGUGAGAAGGACGCCGCGUCCUUCAUCAUCAAGGUCAUCCAGAACUGCUUCCUCAGCAACAGGAGUAAAACCUACGACAUGCUCCAGUAUUACCAGAACCAGAUCCCGUACUGAGCGCCGGUGCCUGAGCAUGUGCGUCCUCGAGCCGCUCCGUCGUGUGUUUUGUGCCUUGUUAACGUUCAACGGUGAAGAGUGUGGCUCGUUGUUUUUUUUGCUGAGUUGUUGAUGUUUUCUUGUUUGUCUUGCACCACAUGGUCUUAGUUGCCUAUCCCACCUUAUUUAUUACGUUACGCUGAACCAAUGUUUUAACUCUUAUUGUUUGUGUUACUGCACUAUUAUCUCCUCUUUGCGCGCUUAAGAUUAAAAGGAAAUAAAACCUCGGUAAUUUGCACAUUGAGUAAAUAUUUAAUCGGCUCGUGCCAGUUUUAAAUCACUCGUAAAGUUUGUGAAUGUGGAUUUUAGACGGGGUUUGAAAUGUAACUGGAUACUUGAAGUAGCCGGAGUCGACCGAUGUGGCCUAUUCAUCUCGUACUGGACCGUGCUUCUCUUUGACGGACCGAUCGGAGUCCUUUGAUCCGCAGCAUGGUACUCGUCUUGUAUUUCACCGUGACGACUGACUGUACAUAUACAUGAGUUACACUGUCUGUAUUUUUGGGUUUCCGUAUAUUUGCAGUGACCACGGGGAGGGAAAGGACACGAGUUCUGGGGAACGCUGGGGGUUUAGCUUUGUAUAUUUAUCAUUGCCAAAGGGGGAGGAGUCCGCACAUGAAUCCCACUGUUCUAUUGUUUGGUGGAUGUUGGGCAGUUGCAUGAAGUUAAGUGUAAACUGUCAUGUGACCUGUUUCCAAUGUGGCUUCUUUGGUGGAGGUUUCUUUUGUAACCCAAAGUGCUGUGCCACAUGACCGCUUGGAGAGCUCACGCCAUCAUGGAAUGUUCCUGACUGUAAAGACUUUGCCUCUCUUUGUAUAUUUAUAUUCAUGGCCCAUUUUCAGUCUCUUUUUCUAUCUUCAUGUCUUUUGAAUGAGAACGCUUGAGAUAUUUAAAAAAACAAUCACAUAAAGAUCUAUUGACUUAAAGAAGCUGUCUUGCUGGUGGUGUUUCAUUAACUAUGACAAUAAAUCCUUUGAAGACAUU
Molecule: messenger RNA, 7375 nt
Organism: Pseudoliparis swirei
Lineage: Eukaryota; Metazoa; Chordata; Actinopteri; Perciformes; Liparidae
Gene: pi4kab
Product: phosphatidylinositol 4-kinase, catalytic, alpha b
Exons: 54
Coding region: 62-6355 (2097 amino acids)
Biological process (GO): phosphatidylinositol-mediated signaling; phosphatidylinositol phosphate biosynthetic process
Cellular component (GO): cytoplasm; plasma membrane
Molecular function (GO): 1-phosphatidylinositol 4-kinase activity
Source: RefSeq, a predicted model, not a curated record